This is a messenger RNA of Mollisia scopiformis, 1530 nucleotides long. RefSeq names its product cytochrome P450. The record is from RefSeq and is a predicted model, not a curated record. The transcript has 5 exons. Gene Ontology annotation, molecular function: heme binding; monooxygenase activity; iron ion binding. The coding region runs from base 1 to 1530 and encodes 509 amino acids. Lineage: Eukaryota; Fungi; Ascomycota; Leotiomycetes; Helotiales; Mollisiaceae.
AUGGAUCCGUAUCAAUUACUGUCAUGGAAAGUUGCUGCCGCGACGCUUGCUGUCUAUUGUGGCAGCGUAGCUUUCUAUCGCCUCUUCUUUCACCCUCUAUCAAAAUUCCCCGGUACCAAAUUGGCCGCCAUCACUCGCUGGUAUGAAGCCUACUACGACCUGAUCCUCGAAGGACAAUAUACUUUCAAAAUCGCGGAGAUGCACAAAACGUAUGGACCUAUCGUUCGUAUCAGCCCGUAUGAACUUCACGUUCUCGAUCAUGCCUUCUAUGAGAAGCUUUAUGGCCUGCACGACGGCCGAAAUAAAUAUGAAUGGGCGUGUAAAGGAUUCAUUGCUCCUGGUGCUACAAUCUGCACCUCUGUGGAUGCACUCCAUCAAGCUCGCCGAUCACCGCUCAAUCACUUCUUCAGCAAGACCAAAGUGGCGGCUCGACAAGACGUUGUGAUCCGUAAUGUCGAAAAGCUCUGUACCGCACUUAUGCAUCGCGCUGGGAGUACCAUCAAUUUGGGAGCUGCUGCAGGUGCCCUUGUGCAGGACGUACAAUGUGAUUUCAUUCUCAAUAAAGCGUAUGGAAGUCUAGAAAAAGACGAUUUCAACGUUGCGGUAGCGGAUAUGUGCCAGAGCGUGGGUUUCCUUCGGCGAUUCUCGAAACAUUUUCCCCGGUUGGGGUCAGCGUUGAAGGCGAUUCCUCUGAAUACGGUAUCGAAAGUGGCCAAUGAUGACGCUAGGGUCUUCUUCCAGUUUCUACAGGAAAUUGACAAAGACACCGAAAGACUUCUCAAUGCAGCCUCCUCCUCCUCCUGCUGCUCCACCGAAGAAGACACACCCCGUACCGUCGUCCACGAGAUCGCCGACUCGGAUCUCGCUCCUGCCGACAAGUCUUUGCCACGCGUUCUCAAUGAAGUCCAGACCAUCGUAGGUGCUGGUUUGGAGACGGUUUCCGGCGUACUGAGAUUGAUGCUAUAUCACGUUUUCAGCAACGCCGAGAUCCUGCAACGUCUGCGUGCUGAGCUCCAAACAGUCAAUAACAUAUCAUCUUCUGACGAUCUCAUGGACUUGAAAAAGCUAGAGCAGUUGCCGUACUUGACGUCCAUUAUUAUGGAAGCCUUACGAAUGAGUCCGGCGAUCGGAUCGCGCAUGGCCCGCGUCGUUCCUGAUGAAGACCUCGUCUACGGAGACUGGAACAUUUCGGCCGGAACACCUGUCGGAAUGACAACCAUUCUGAUGCAUUUUGACGAAACGCUGUACCCGGAUCCAUACAGCUUUAAUCCUGAUCGUUGGAUGGACGUUGAGAAGCGGAAGAAGUUUGCUAAGAUCUAUGCUCCGUUCUCGAGAGGAUCGAGGAUUUGCGCGAGCAUGUAUCUUGCAUGGGCCGAUUUGUACAUCACUCUUGCCGCCCUUGCUCCUCGUUUCAACUUCAAAUUCCAAGAUAUUCAGUCUUCGGACUUCCACAUGGUGAGAGAUGAGUUCAUCAUCGGGACAAAAGCUAAAUCACUGCUUAAAUGCCGUGUGAGCCUGUUUGAGACUUGA